AUGGCUCAUUGCCGCACAAACCUCACACUAUCCACACACUGUGAACAAGGAGAGAAGAAAGAGGCUCUUGGCCGUGCUGAUGCUGUGUUUCGGGUUUUGCAUGCCCAGAAACUGUCGAUUGGUGAAUUCCUCAUGAUAUUAGUAAACCAAAACUUCCCAUUUGACAGCACAACUGCCUAUGAGAUUCGAUGGUUUCUUAGCGGGCGCACACUCAAGAACAGGCCCAUUGAUUUUGUUCAUGCUCUGACCGAGCAUCCUUGGUCUUGGAAUGGACAAUGGGACAAUCCAACACAUUUCGUACCUCCAUCUUGCAUCCCAAUCAAGCUUAAUCCACACACUCUGGACACGCAAGAAACUGAUGACAGCAGUGCAUCUGGCCCACUGAAUAUCAUCGAGAUCCCAGCUAAGCCCCUUGCUACUAGUUCAUACGAAGUGCUAGAGAGAUACUUUGUCCAGAAGGUUUCCAACCCCAGUAACCUGGACACUGCUAACGAGCACAGCAGUUGGGGAGAAUCGAUCAGAGGAGCUCAGGGAAGUGGCAGCAAGGACAAAAGCAAGUGGGAAGGGGUCAAAUCACAUUCACGACCCAUAUCUCUCUCUAUCCUAAACCGCAUUGGUCUUGUUGUUGCCCAUACUACCAUGCACAACUGGCUCCACAGCGCUGCUGAAAGUGCAGCCGAAAAUCUCAAAGUCAUAGGCUGCAAGCUUGUCCAGAAUGAACUCUCAAUCCACUUGGUUUAUGACAAUAUCAAUCAGUAUCACCGGUGUUGGCAUCCCUCACUUGAAUCACAGACAUCCCUUGAGAGUGGAACUGCAGCGACAUUGAUUAUACAACGCGAUGUUGAGGAUGGUGCAUUUGAUGGACUGGAUUAUGAACACCGAUGGGAUUCAGUCACCCGAGAACAAAUCACAUAUUCAAAAAUAUGGGACAACAUACAGUGGGAUCACAUUGCUAUCAUAAGCAUAAUCAACAUCCUUCGUAUCAUCCUUGACUAUGUGCCAAAUCUUCGACACCAUCGUGGAGCCCUUGAACACCUAUACCAACACCAUUAUUCGAAGCAACCAACAAGCGCAUUUGAUGAGGCCCAGAAUAUUGGGAACCGAGAAGUGGUGAAGGAUUUGUUGGUGCAGCAAUUGGGCAUCAAGCCAGAGGAGUUGAAUGGUCAGAUGAUAUCAAUUUCUGGUGAUUAUUCAACUGCCACUAAACUCUGUUUGGUGAAACGCCACACUGCACGAGGGCGCACUUGGUUCUCCUCCCACAAGUUUGUGCUCGGGAUCCUUUGGAAUCACUGGGCCACAAGUACGGCUAAAGGGGAUACUGGCUUGUGCAUCAGUGCCGAGAAACUCAGAUGGAAACUCAACAGCAGUGACCCUGAAUUUUAUCCAGCAGAGUGGCUUGUUGAGACAGUUCUAACUGCCAUGACUUUGCAUUAUGCUAGGAUUUUUAUCCGUCAGAAGGACUCCUCACUCCCACUUUCCCAACUCAGCUGCACCCCCCAUCUCACUGAAGAGUUACAGCUCUACUCAGAGAAGAGCUACUUCCUCCAGACUUGCUCUUUUGAUGAACUACUUGAGCUCGCAUGCAACAUAUACACAACUUUUGCCACAUCCCAGUCAGCACACAUGGCCCUCUACUACAAUACUGCUGAGGCGACCAAGUACUUCCAUCAGUUGCUUGACCCAGCCAAAGACUCAUUAUUCCCUUCACCCCAACCACUUUCUUUGAGUGCGUGGGUGCGCGAAAGCCGGAAGUACAACUCCGAAACCGACUCUGACUCCGAGAAUGACAAUGACAACGAUGCUUGGCCACCUGAGACACCCAACUCCGGUUCUGUGGGCGACAUUCUUUUAUUCAACAACAUACUGCUCUACCAUGACAUGCUCCUGUACUGGGAGUUCUGGACUAGCAUCAAGGAUGGGGAUGUUGGACACACAUUUGAAAUCAUCAAGUGGCUACGGAUCUGGUUUUUUGGGGUUGGAGCGACAAACUACGGUCAAGAGCUGUUACAUCAAGCACUUGACUUGUGA
Molecule: messenger RNA, 2028 nt
Organism: Cantharellus anzutake
Lineage: Eukaryota; Fungi; Basidiomycota; Agaricomycetes; Cantharellales; Hydnaceae
Exons: 8
Coding region: 1-2028 (675 amino acids)
Source: RefSeq, a predicted model, not a curated record